AUGGACAACGCUUUAACACGAACUGUUUUGACCAUACAAUAUUCUAAUCAUGUUGUUCCGCUCGCUGACAAUUCUUAUAAAAUCAUCGUUAGCCUAAGUCUCCUGGCCGUAUCCGGUGCAUUUGUCAAUAUUGCACUGAAUAAACCGGCAUAUCAGAGUAGAGUAUGGCAUGACGAAGACGCACAAAAUGCCGUAGACGGUCGUAAAUCAAAUCAAACGGGGAAAGCUGGAGAGUGUUCUAAAACGUAUGGGGAUCAGAACGCCACCUGGUGGGUGAACUUGACCAGCAUCUACAGAAUCCAUCACAUAGUGGUCUACUACAUGAAGUACUAUGGACAUUGGGGCAGUGUUGGAUCAUCUGUUUAUGUAUCCAAUACAACCAAUAUAUCAGAUGGAUUUAUGUGCUUCAACGACAGUAACUUUUCAGUUUUCACCGUACCUGCUAUUGUUAACAUUUCAUGCUCGACAAAAGCACAAUAUGUAAUAUACUACAACGAGAUACGACCAGGUGUUAAGUAUCCUGAAUCUAAAUUUACAUAUGCGAAAAACCUGCUUUGUGAACAUGACCUGUUUUACUGUUGCUCAAAUGUCAAUUGUCAAUACUGUUACAUGGAAACAGGCGCCUGUUUGGACUGUAAACCUGGUUACAAAGACGAAAGGUGUCGAUCAGAAUGCACAAAUGGGAAAUAUGGAGAACAUUGCCAGAAUGAUUGUGGACAUUGCAGAUAUGUAUCCCAGUGCAAUCACAUUAACGGGACAUGUGUACAUGGAUGUAAGUCCGGGUAUAAACAACCAACGUGUACACAAAAGUGUGAAAUAGGGUCAUAUGGAUUGGAUUGCAGUGAAACCUGUGGACACUGUCUAGAUGUCCGCCAGUGUUCCAAUAACAAUGGGAUAUGUUUAAAUGGCUGUGAUGCUGGGUAUCAAGGUGCAGUCUGCAAAAUACAAUGCACUUCAGGAAAGUAUGGAAAGGACUGUCAGCUUGAUUGCGGGCACUGCAAAAACAUGAUGCAGUGCCACCACGUGGAUGGAACGUGUGUAACCGGAUGUGAACCAGGUUUCAUAGGAGAUACGUGCAAAACAGUCUGCGACAAAGGAUGGUAUGGUGAUCAAUGCAGGGAACAAUGUGGUCAUUGUCGUGAUGCAAACCAAUGUCUGCAUACAAACGGAACAUGCAUAACGGGGUGUAUGACUGGGUAUUACGGGGAUUUAUGUAAAACGCAAUGUACACACAUGAAGUACGGUGAUGGUUGUCAGACUGAUUGUGGACAUUGUAAAGAUAUGGUGCAGUGUAACCACGUGGAUGGGGCGUGUCCAAACGGAUGUGAACCCGGAUAUACACAAGACAAUUGUACACAACAUUGUGAGAUAGGAACGUAUGGAGUUGACUGUAAUGAGACCUGUGGACACUGUCGUGAUUUAAACCAGUGUUCUUACACCAAUGGAACAUGCUUCACUGGAUGUAAUGCUGGUUACCAUGGUGCCCAAUGCAAAACAGUUGACAAGCUGUCUAGAAGAACCCUUCUCUUUUUUAUCUUUUCGUUAUGUUCGAUAUUGGGACUGACAUGGAUUUGUUGGAUAAUCUCCACAAUUUGUAAUAGAAGAGGACGGUGUGGACAACAAAAUUUCAAGCAAUGCAAAAAGGAAGUCCAGGCUGAAGAUUUACAUAUGAAAGCUGAAAGUGAGCACAUGGCGCGGAUAUACGACGAUACAAAGUGUAAGAGUCCGGUGGAAAAUCAGACGUGUUUCAAUGUUCCUGAAGACAACACUUAUGUUGAAAUGAAACAUAUUUAUCAAAAUUGAAUAACUCUACGGAGCUUGACAGCAAAGCGCAACUUAACCAUUCAAUAAUUUAUGAGCUCCUUUCCAGGUGAUCAAUGGCGAUCAAUAACGAGCUUCAGAUUUUGGUUUUAUUUUUUUUUAUAUAUAUUUAAAAAUCCUUUGAAUUAUAGAAAACAUAGAUUCCAUAUUGUCGCAGGUCAAUUUUCCUUAUAGAUUAGAGAUAAAAUUUGGAGAGGCUAUAUAGAAAAAUGACAAAUUUAUAGUUGCAUCAACCGGAGCCUUUAUAGUUAGGACAAUGCCAUGUACAAUGCACAUCACUUAAAUGUGUUCCUUAGUUAGAGUUACCUUUGUAGCAGUUGGAUAGGCAAAACUCCAAACAUUUCUCAGGAUGAAACGUAAAAGUACAACACUGAAUACUCAGGGGAAUUUACAAUAAAUGUAAUAAAAAUUAUUUAACAUCCGUCGAUGCCCAAUAUAAAAUUGGGAAGUAUACCCCCCUCUCCAAAAAAAGGAAAAUAAAAUAAACAAGGGGUGUAAAAGUCAUUACAAUAAUGAUAAUCCUAAUUUUUUUUUAGCUAUGAAGUUGCAGGGUUUCGUGUUAGUGAAUGCAAAUACCUUGCAAAGAAUUUUGUUGUACAAAGUGAGUGUAAAUUUCAUUGACUUGAUAUUUGUUUUCGUUUUUUAAGUAGCUUGUUUUUUUUAUGUUUGACAUUGUUUGUAUUAGGUUCAAUGUUUAAAGGGACUUGGACACGAUUUGAGAUCAAACAUUUUAUUUUUUAUGUAUAAAAUGGUUAACUGGUGCAAUUUAAAUGAUUGACCAAAAUAUUAAAUGUUGAAGUCAAGUUACAAGCGAGAUACAGAGGUAAGAAUUGAUAGUUAUGUAAACAAAGCUCGAGUCUUAUAGUUGUUUACAAAAAAUGUAAUGUAGAAUUUUAACAUUUCUUGGACCAAUUAAAAUGUAAAAACCAUUUAAACUAAUUCAAUAUCUUUAUAAAUACUAUUAUCAUCAAAAGAAAGUUAUAUUUGAUUGAAACCUACACCAAUACAACACAUAUGUAAAAAUGACAAUA
Molecule: messenger RNA, 2852 nt
Organism: Magallana angulata
Lineage: Eukaryota; Metazoa; Mollusca; Bivalvia; Ostreida; Ostreidae
Product: multiple epidermal growth factor-like domains protein 10
Exons: 13
Coding region: 1-1803 (600 amino acids)
Molecular function (GO): scavenger receptor activity
Source: RefSeq, a predicted model, not a curated record